AUGGCUUUGCGUUUUCUUCUUCUGCUUUUUGCUCUUUCUCUUGUUGCUGCUGAUGAUGAACCUUUUGUUGGAGUGAAUAUAGGAACUGACCUUUCAGAUAUGCCACACCCUACUCAAGUAGUCGCGCUACUCAAAGCACAACAAAUUCGGCACGUUCGAUUGUAUGAUGCUGACCAAGCUAUGCUCAUUGCACUUGCUAAAACAGGCAUUCAAGUUGUCAUAACUGUCCCUAAUGAAGAACUCUUGGCAAUUGGUCAAUCGAAUGCUUCGGCUGCCAAUUGGGUUUCUCGUAAUGUGGUAGCACAUUAUCCGGCUACAAAUAUUACCGCCAUUUGUGUUGGUUCUGAGGUUUUGACUGCCCUGCCUAAUGUGGCGAAAGUUCUUGUCAAUGCAAUUAAGUACAUUCAUUCAGCCCUCGUUGCGUCGAAUCUUGAUCGCCAAGUUAAAGUCUCGACGCCACUUUCCUCGUCCAUCAUCCUUGAUUCAUUUCCACCUUCACAGGCUUUCUUUAACCGAUCGCUGAAUUCAGUUUUAGUCCCGAUACUUGAUUUUUUGCAGUCCACCGACUCUUAUCUUAUGCUCAACAUUUACCCUUACUACGAUUACAUGCAAUCAAAUGGUGUGAUCCCGUUAGAUUAUGCACUCUUCAAGCCUCUGCCUCCAAACAAAGAAGCCGUUGAUUCUAAUACUCUUCUACAUUACUCCAAUGUCUUUGAUGCCAUGGUUGACGCAGCAUACUUUGCAAUGGCUUUUCUAAACUACACCAACAUUCCCGUAGUGGUAACAGAAUCAGGGUGGCCUUCAAAAGGAGGAUCGAACGAGCCCGACGCAACAAUAGACAAUGCCAAUAAUUACAACAGCAAUUUGAUCAAGCAUGUAUUUAACAAAACCGGAACUCCAAAACAUCCGGGAGUUGCUGUUAGUACUUACAUCUACGAACUAUACAACGAGGAUACAAAAUCUGGGCCAUUGUCGGAGAAAAACUGGGGAUUAUUUGAUUCAAACGGUGUGCCAAUUUACAUUUUACACUUGACUGGAUCAGGAGCAGUGUUGGCGAAUGAUACAAGUAAUCAAACUUUCUGUGUUGCAAAAGACGGAGCCGAUCCAAAGAUGAUACAGGCUGCAUUAGAUUGGGCGUGUGGACCUGGAAAAGUUGAAUGCUCUCUGUUGCUGCAAGGACAACCAUGCUAUGAACCUGACAAUGUGAUAGCACAUGCUAAUUAUGCUUUUGACAGUUACUAUAAUAAAAUGGGAAAAACUCCGGAUUCAUGCGACUUCAAGGGAGUUGCUACAAUCACCACCUCAGAUCCAAGUCAUGGCUCUUGUGUAUAUCCUGGAAGUCUUGGCAACAAAAAUAGCACCUUUGGCAACUUCACAGCACCAUCAAUGAAUUCAAGUUCAGAUUCUUCAGCCUAUAGCAUCCAUGGCUUUGAAUUGAGAAUUAGAAGCCUUGUAAUGGUGACAGGAUUUCUAGUACUGGGAGUGGUUUUGCUGUAG
Lathyrus sativus (Indian pea) is the source of this 1497-nucleotide messenger RNA. NCBI's taxonomy places the organism in Eukaryota, Viridiplantae, Streptophyta, Magnoliopsida, Fabales, Fabaceae. The record is from the annotation of a GenBank genome assembly.